AUGUUCUUACACGUUCUCUUGAGACGCCAGAGCUUCCUGAGCUUGAGCUUCGACGACAGGGAAUUCAUUCGUUCUCUCAACUUGUCUGUAACAUGGAAAAAUGAUAAAAAGAAGAUAAGUGCAUCUAUUCUGCUUGGGUGCGAUCAACUAUGGAGUUUCAUGCGAAUCAACGAACCAUCAAUAUCCUUACCAUCGGGAAUGCACAUUUUACCCAUUAAAAUAGGAUAUUUGGGUUCAGGAAGACCUAAACUGGAGAACAAAAAUGUUUUCCAAGUCUCUCAACAACUUCAAGANGAAGCAAAAGAAUGGGAGAAGCUCUGGUCCAUGGACCUUAUCCAACAAUACACAAUAUCGUCCACAGGAAACGAAAUUUCCUGGGAAGAGAAGGCGGAACAGGAAAAUGAGGAUGAGGAAAGGAUGGGAAAGGACAUCGAUAAGGAGAAGAUCACGUUGACGGCGGAAGGAUACAUUCAGAAGGUCGACCGAAUCGCUUCGGAAUUACUGGGUCAACUAUUAAAGAAUAUCCCAGACCAAAGCAAUAACGCCCCUCACGGGAAAAACACCAUGGAGGUUCAAGCAAAAGAGGAUGCCGAAAUGACUAUGGACAGUCUCAGCAAAGGACGGAAAGUCGAGAAAACAACACAAAAUAGACUGAUUUCGGAGACCACUGAAACCGCGGACGACGUGGAAAAAGAACAUCCUCAGUCUGCUCCUCAAGAAUUAAGCGACCGUCCAAAUCUGGAUCAGAAGAGUCCAACGAGAAGAAGCUCUCGAUAUACGGAUUACGACGAGGAUGGCAGUCGUCACCAGGACGUUAAUUGCCCUAGGAAGUGCCCUCACAGCGAAAUUGAAAGAGAAUUGGAAGAAGUUGAGAGAGGACUACGACUGCUCCCGACCAGAAAGAUUGCUUACAGAUCACAGCAAGUCAAGUUCUUCGUAACAUGCGCGUUCUGUGAGAUGAAAGGAGCACAUCUAUCUGACUCCCGCCCUGAAGUUUGUGAAGGACACCAAAGACGUCGCAUCAUACGAUUUAGUGAAAGGUGUUUUUACUGCUUGGGGUGGUGUGAAGACCACAAGAAUUGCGAAGAAAAAUAA
Molecule: messenger RNA, 1095 nt
Organism: Haemonchus placei
Lineage: Eukaryota; Metazoa; Nematoda; Chromadorea; Rhabditida; Trichostrongylidae
Source: the annotation of a GenBank genome assembly